AAAAAAUAUAUUAAAAAAACAAAUAAAGAGACAACCUAUAUUUAUAAGCGAUAAAAAGAAUAUAGUUAGUUAUAAUUAGAAAUGUACAAUUAAUAUUAAAAUUAAAUUAUAUAUCCCAAUUAAAAUAGUUAGAAUUUUAACAGCUAGUAGCAGUAUCAAUAAGGAGGUUAUUUUUAUAAUAAUAUGAAUUAGAUGUAAGUUUAACCUUCCUUUCUUAAUGAAGAUUUCUUUGGAUUGACUGAUCCAGAUUUUGGAGCUUAAGAUUUAAUAAAUGAAAUAUUAUUUGAUGCAUAUAAUGCAUGUGUUAUAUUUAAAGAUAGGAAACAAUAAAUUGAAAGCUUAAUAAAAUCAUUGUAUGAAAAAUAUGAAUAAUAGAAUAUUAAAAACCAAAAUAAUUUCAAUAGUAUACUAUCUCAAGAUUUAUAAGAAAUUGUAAAUGAUAUAGAGAAAGAUACAAUCAAAAUCAUCAUUGAAAAAAGAAUUAUCAAUACUAAGAUUGUUGAAAAGUUUUAGGAGCUUGCAGAUAGCUUUGAAAGAUCUAACUUAAUUCAAAUAGAUAAAAUAAAAAGUAAAUACUAGGCUUUAGGAUUGCUGAAUAUCAUUCCCGAAGAGUAUGUUGAUUGGAUAAACAUUAUCAAAGAGUCUUAAUAAAAGCUCAACAUUAUUACUGGAUAUUCCAACAUAAUAUAAAAUACUUACAAUAAUAUUUUGGAGUAUGAAUAAAAAAUAAACCCUAAAAGCAUUGCUUAGAAGUUAGAUUAGUUUGAAGAAGACACAAUAAAGUUUAUAUAAAACUAUUCAGAUUGA
Tetrahymena thermophila SB210 is the source of this 807-nucleotide messenger RNA. RefSeq lists its product as hypothetical. The transcript has a single exon. The record is from RefSeq and is a predicted model, not a curated record. NCBI's taxonomy places the organism in Eukaryota, Ciliophora, Oligohymenophorea, Hymenostomatida, Tetrahymenidae.